Messenger RNA from Staurois parvus, 315 nucleotides. NCBI's taxonomy places the organism in Eukaryota, Metazoa, Chordata, Amphibia, Anura, Ranidae. The record is from the annotation of a GenBank genome assembly.
AUGUAUGUGAAAUGGUUUGAUACAGUAAUGUUUUACUAUGUGAUUUUAGUGUAUUUAGUGAAUGUCACUUUUUGUCAUUUUCAAAUCUCCCGCUGUUCCAUCCCCGUAUGUCCUGACUUCGCAGGGGACGGAACCCAGAAGACUGAUGCCGGCAUCCGCCGGGGGACAUUGCGGGGACACUGCAGGAGGGACAUCGUGGGAGAGCAGGACAAGGUAAGUGAAGAACAGAUCCCGGAGCAGCGCCGCAUGGUAAGCCCGAGUGUAGCUCGGGGUUACUGCUUGUGCUACACUCGGGAAUACCGUCAGGGAGCUGCA